Caenorhabditis briggsae is the source of this 1518-nucleotide messenger RNA. Gene Ontology annotation, biological process: glycogen metabolic process; UDP-alpha-D-glucose metabolic process. Gene Ontology annotation, cellular component: cytoplasm. The record is from RefSeq and is a predicted model, not a curated record. Lineage: Eukaryota; Metazoa; Nematoda; Chromadorea; Rhabditida; Rhabditidae. The transcript has 6 exons. Gene Ontology annotation, molecular function: UTP:glucose-1-phosphate uridylyltransferase activity. The coding region runs from base 1 to 1518 and encodes 505 amino acids.
AUGAACGUUUCGUUUUCUGCCAACUCUCUCUCGGUCUCAAACUCUAGAAACCGACUUAUUUCGUUUCGAGAAACCGAACAAGGUGACAAAAAAAGCUCCGAAGAAUGGAAGACAUCGACGAAAAGCGAAGCCCUCUCAAUCAUGGAGGGAGAGUUGGCUUCACUGUUGAACACCUCUCCGGAUGCCAAACUCGAUCAUUACAAAAUGGAGCUCUCCGGUUUCCGUAACCUUUUCGCUCGUUUCCUUCGUGCCAAGCCGACAGUCGAUUGGUCAAAAAUUGAGCCUCUUCCAGAGGGAGCUAUUCGUCCGUAUAAAAGUCUGGGAACUGUUUCCGCCAAAGACAUCAUUGCUGCCCAACUUCGCAAGCUAGUUGUCGUCAAACUCAACGGAGGUCUUGGAACAUCGAUGGGAUGCAAAGGACCAAAUAACUUUCAGACUUUGAACAAGACUUAUGGAGUCGAUGUCCCUCUAGUGCUCAUGAACUCGUUCAACACCAAUGAGGACACCAGCAAGGUGCUCAAGAAGUAUUCCAAUGUCAAGGUCUCCGUUCACACCUUCUCCCAAUCCCAGUAUCCACGCAUCAACCGUGAGACUCUUCUCCCAAUUGUCAAGUCUCUUGAUGGAGAUGACAAUGAGUGCUGGUACCCACCAGGUCACGGAAACUUCUACGAGGCCUUCCACAACUCGGGACUUCUCGACAAAUUUAUCGCCGAUGGAAAAGAGUACUGCUUCUUGUCCAACAUUGACAACAUGGGAGCCACCGUGGAUCUCUCCAUUCUCAACUUUGUACUCAAUCCACAAGCCGAACAAGAGGCUCCAGAAUUCUUGAUGGAAGUCACUGAUAAGACUCGUGCUGAUGUCAAGGGAGGAACUCUUAUCCAAUACGAAGGACGGCUUAUGCUUCUCGAGAUUGCUCAAGUUCCAAAGGACUACGUUGAUGAGUUCAAAUCUAUCAGCAAAUUCCGAAUUUUCAAUACUAACAAUUUGUGGGCCAAACUCAGUGCUAUGAAGAGAGUUGUGACUGAAAAUAAGCUUGAAAUGGAGGUCAUUGUUAAUCCAAAACAUCUCGACCGUGGACUCGAUGUCAUCCAACUGGAAACUGCUGCCGGAGCAGCCAUCAAAUCGUUCCGUGGAGCCGUUGGAGUGAAUGUGCCGCGUUCCCGUUUCUUGCCAGUCAAAAAGACUUCUGAUCUUCUUCUCCUGAUGUCAAACCUCUACGAUAUUGAUAAUGGAUCCCUAACCCUAUCUCACCAGAGAUCUUUCCCAACAACCCCACUCGUCAAACUGGGAUCUUCAUUCGAUAAAGUCAAGGACUACUUGGGCCGUUUCAAUGGUAUUCCAGACUUGCUCGAGUUGGAUCAUUUGACCGUAUCCGGAGACGUUUGGUUCGGCAAAGAUGUAUCGUUGAAGGGUACUGUCAUCAUUAUUGCCAAUCAUGGUGAUCGUAUCGACAUUCCACCUGGAUCGAUUCUCGAGAAUAAGAUCGUCUCCGGAAACCUGCGCAUUCUGGAACACUAA